UAUAACGCACGCCUCCCCCAGCUCUUUUUUCCUACAUAAAUACCCGACGCCUCACCUUCAUUUCCAACCCUUCACAGAUUAACGACAACGAACGACGACCAUGUCCACCGAUCUCGAAUUCUUGCACGACUUGUCCAAAAUCCGACUGCUCACCGUCAAGACUAGAACGACAGCGCAAGCCUCCAAAGAUGCCGCCGCCGACGAUAUUGGUGGAAACGUGGCGGUGAAGCCGCAAAAGACGGAGGAGGAGGAGGCAAAGGAAAACAACAACAACAACAACAACAACGAGUGCCGGACCCCAACAUCCGAGGAACAUAGAAUUCCCAAGAUCCUAGAUUGUCCCCCGGCGCCACGGAAACCCAGAAGGGUGCCCUCAUGCAAAAGAAAACUGUCUCCGGAGGUCCAAUUCUUCGAGAUCGUGAACCCGGAAGAGGUCGACGCGUUUUUCAGAUCGAGCUUCGAGAAGAUUUCUGCUAUUACGUCUGCCAAGCGAAGCUGCUGCCCAUGUAAAUGAUCAUCAUCGCUGCCUGCCAAGGUUGAAAAUUUUACACGAAUAUUGUUAUUAUUAUUAUUAUUAUUAUUAUUAUUUUUUCCAUUUCUUUCCCUCUUUUUCUUUGUUGUUAUAAAUUUUUAUAUAUUGUUUGUAAUGGCCGGUGGAUAUAUAUGGUUGAUAAAUACGUUCAUAUAUAUCCCACUACUGCAUGAGAUUGGAUUUUAGGGUAGUCCUUAAAUUUGGGAUCUGAAUUUCCUUGGUUAUAAAAGCAGUUAAUUAAUUGA
Messenger RNA from Alnus glutinosa, 777 nucleotides. RefSeq names its product cyclin-dependent protein kinase inhibitor SMR1. Gene Ontology annotation, biological process: regulation of DNA endoreduplication. The record is from RefSeq and is a predicted model, not a curated record. Bases 101 to 514 code for a protein of 137 amino acids. Lineage: Eukaryota; Viridiplantae; Streptophyta; Magnoliopsida; Fagales; Betulaceae. The transcript has a single exon.